AUGGCGGGAUCCGGCACGGCUACGGCGACGUCGGAGAGGUGCGUGCAGGGGGUCAUACACGCGCCGCGAGAUGCCCGCACGAAGUCCCAGCAGUGCGCGCUGCUCUCGCCGCGCCUCGGCUCAAUGUGCCGGCUCUCCGUGUCGUCCCAUUACCGCCGAUGGCUUGGCGCCGUCUCCGCCACGAACGCUGGGAGGUUUGGCCUGGAUUACAACUCUGAGCUUCAGGUCACCGUGAGUCCUACACUUGACGGCUCUGUGGCCGAGGUCGUGCUCGUGGCGACCAACACCGGCGCCUCAUCACUCUGCCUGCACUGGGGUGCACUGCAGGAGGGGAGAAGGGAAUGGGUGCUGCCGUUGAGGAGGCCGGAUGGGACAAGGACGUACGAAGGCGCCGCUCUAAGGACUCCCUUCAAAAGUUCUGGUUCGAACUCUACAAUAAAAAUAGAGAUAGAUGAUCCAGCUGUAGAAUCGAUUGAGUUUGUUGUGGUUGAUGAGGCACAAAACAAGUGGCUUAAUAACAAUGGAAAGAACUUCAAAAUUCAUCUCCGAACGACAGAUCAGCAUGAGGAACAACGUUCUACUUCAACAAAAACAAGAGGACGCUCAUCAGCGGGAAGGAUUGUGCGCAAAAAUAGAGACGUCAUGCAGUUCCUCAGUAAACCAGCAUCCAGUCAAGUAAAUGGAUUUGUAGAAGCAGCGCCAAAGAGUCCUACAGGUCUUGAUCUUUUCUUGAAGUCACUACAGGAUAAAAAUGAUUGUGAAGUCCUCUGCACAAAGUUCUUCAAGCUGGGAGACAAUGAAAUUUUGGCAUUGUUAUUGGAAAAACAAGGUAGAACCAAAGUUCAAUUGGUCACAAACUAUGCAGAGCCACUUAUUCUCCAUUGGGCAUUGGCGAAGAAGGCUGGCGAGUGGAAGGCACCUCCUGCAACCAUAUUACCUCCCGGCUCAACAUUGCUUGAAAUGGCAUGUGAGAGCUCCUUCUCUGAAGCUACAUUAGAUGGUUUGCAUUACCAGGCUUUGGAGAUAGAGCUUGAUGAAGACAACUAUAAGGGGAUGCCUUUCGUUCUCCGAUCAAAUGAAACGUGGAUAAAAAAUAAUACGUCUGAUUUCUAUCUUCAGUUUAGAAGACCGGUUACUAAGAGUACAGAGGAUGGCACUGCUGGAGAAGGAACGGCAAAAGCUUUGCUGGAAACUAUAGCUGAUCUAGAGGAAGAUUCCCAAAGAUCUCUUAUGCAUAGAUUCAAUAUUGCUACUGAUCUGGUUGAAGAAGCAAAAGAUUCUGGAAAAUUAGGUCUUGCUGGACUACUUGUUUGGAUGAGAUUCAUGGCUACUAGGCAACUUAUAUGGAAUAAGAACUAUAAUGUGAAACCACGUGAAAUCAGCCAAGCACAAGAUAGGUUCACAGAUCUACUUCAAAAUCUAUACAAAACAUAUCCACAGUACAGGGAGAUAACAAGGAUGAUAAUGUCAGCUGUUGGCCGAGGAGGUGAAGGUGAUGUCGGCCAGCGUAUCCGUGAUGAGAUAUUAGUUAUACAGAGAAAAAAUAAUUGCAUGGGUGGAAUGAUGGAAGAAUGGCAUCAGAAACUACACAACAAUACAAGCCCAGAUGAUGUGGUGAUUUGCCAGGCACUUAUGGACUAUCUCAGUAGUGACCUUGACAUUAAUGUUUAUUGGGACACACUGAACAAGAAUGGUAUAACAAAGGAGCGGCUAUCGAGUUAUGACCACCCUAUUCAUUCAGAACCAAAUUUAAAGAGUGAUCAGAAGGAAGGUCUACUCCAUGACUUAGCAAACUACAUGAGAAGCCUCAAGGCUGUUCACUCUGGUGCUGAUCUAGAAUCUGCUAUAGGAACAUGCACAGGGUACAGGGCGGAGAGCGAAGGUUUCAUGGUUGGUGUCAAGGUCAACCCUUUGAAUGGAUUACCAUCUGGGUAUCAAGAGUUGCUUAAGUUUCUCCUUGACCAUCUUGAGGAUAAAUCAGUGGAAGCACUUGUUGAGGGUUUGCUGGAGGCACGAGCUGAAGUUCGUCCUUUACUGUGUGGAUCACAAGAACGCUUGAAGGAUCUGAUCUUUCUGGACAUCGCCCUUGACUCUACUGUUAGGACAGCAGUUGAAAGGUCUUAUGAGCAACUUAACAACGCAGAACCUGAGAAAAUCAUGUACUUCAUCAGUAUGGUACUUGAAAACCUUGCUUUGUCCACUGAAGACAACGAGAACCUCCUUUGCUGCUUAAAGGGGUGGAACCAUGCACUUGCAAUGGCGAACAACUUUGAUGACCAAUGGGCAUUGUAUGCAAAAGCAUAUCUUGAUAGAACUAGACUUGCACUUGUAACCAAGGGAGAAGAAUACCAUCAUACCCUUCAGCCUUCUGCUGAAUACCUUGGCUCCUUACUUGGAGUUGAACAAUGGACAGUUAAUAUAUUUACUGAAGAAAUUAUUCGUAGUGGGUCAGCAGCUUCACUGUCUCUACUUCUAAACCGUCUUGACCCUGUUCUUAGGAAUAUUGCAAACCUAGGAAGUUGGCAAAUAAUAAGCCCAGUUGAAGUCAUAGGUUAUGUGACUGUGGUCGAUGAAUUGCUCACUGUUCAAAAUAAAUCUUAUGAUAAGCCAACAGUUUUGGUUGCAAAAGCUGUCAAGGGAGAGGAGGAAAUACCUGAUGGUGUUGUUGCUGUCCUUACACCAGACAUGCCAGAUGUCUUGUCACAUGUCUCUGUUCGAGCAAGGAAUAGCAAGGUAUUGUUUGCAACAUGCUUUGACCCAGAGAUUUUGUCUGAACUUCAACGAAAUGAUGGGAAGUUAAUUUCAGUAAAGCCUACUUCUGCUGAUAUAAGCUACAGAGAGACAGCAGAGAGUGAACUUCUGGUUGCAAAUUCCUCAACUGCAGAAGAUGAUAAAUCAGAGCCAUCUAUUUCACUAGCCAAGAAGCAAUUUCCUGGAAAAUAUGCAAUAUGUGCUGAUGAAUUUUCUGAUGAAAUGGUUGGAGCUAAAUCACGGAACAUAGCAUACCUAAAAGGAAAAGUACCUCCAUCUGUUGGUGUCCCAGCGUCAGUAGCACUCCCAUUUGGAACCUUUGAAACAGUUUUGUCCGAUAAGAUGAACAAGCAUGUAGCCCAGAAUGUAAAGCAUCUAAAGGAAAAACUCAGUCAAGGAGAACUUAGUGCACUUGAUGAAAUCCGAAAUGCUCUUCUGAACCUGAUAGCUCCUAGUAAUUUAGUGAAAGAGCUCAAGGAGAAGAUGCAAGAUUGUGGAAUGCCCUGGCCAGGGGAUGGUGAACAACGUUGGGAACAAGCAUGGACAGCAAUUAAAAAGGUUUGGGCCUCGAAAUGGAAUGAGAGAGCAUACUACAGCACUCGUAAAGUGAAGCUUGAUCAUGCUUACCUGUCCAUGGCUGUUCUUGUGCAAGAAAUUGUCAGUGCAGACUAUGCUUUUGUGAUACAUACCGUUAACCCAUCAUCUGGAGAUCGUUCAGAGAUAUAUGCUGAAAUUGUGAAAGGCCUUGAGACCCUUGUAGGGGCCUAUCCGGGUCGUGCCAUGAGCUUUAUUUGCAAGAAGGAUGAUCUCAACUCUCCGAAGGUAUUGGGCUAUCCAAGCAAGCCAAUUGGUCUCUUCAUAAAGCAAUCAAUCAUAUUUCGUUCUGACUCAAACGGCGAGGAUUUGGAAGGCUAUGCUGGGGCUGGCCUCUAUGAUAGUGUGCCUAUGGACAACGAAGAAGUAGUAGUUCUUGAUUACACAACCGAUCGCCUCAUUACAGACGUUAGCUUCCGUAACACAAUCCUCUCGAGCAUUGCUCAUGCUGGAUAUGCAAUUGAGGAGCUCUAUGGGUCUCCUCAGGACAUUGAAGGAGUGGUGAAGGAUGGGAAGAUAUUUGUAGUCCAGACAAGACCACAAAUGUGA
Setaria italica (foxtail millet) is the source of this 3894-nucleotide messenger RNA. Its product is annotated as alpha-glucan water dikinase, chloroplastic-like. The record is from RefSeq and is a predicted model, not a curated record. Gene Ontology annotation, biological process: phosphorylation. NCBI's taxonomy places the organism in Eukaryota, Viridiplantae, Streptophyta, Magnoliopsida, Poales, Poaceae. Gene Ontology annotation, molecular function: ATP binding; kinase activity.